AUGAAAACUCUGUUUUCCAGCUUCUUUAGGGAUAAAAAGAGACUGUCAAAAGAUGAAUUUAAAGAGCAAACCCAGCUUACGAAUUUGCCUCAAGAACAGCCAGAAAGGGUGAUUCAUAACAGGCCUUUAGAACUAAUGGAUCCGCCAGAAUUGAAUAUGAGGGAUCCAAGGAUUUAUAGAGGCUUUCCAUACACAGAAAGGCUCGGGACAUCUUGUAUUGGCUGUGCCAGAUUUUGAGGGAGAGAAAGCAAAAAUCAUUUUUCACGAGGAAAUACUGCAGAUGUAAUGAAACAAGAUGCGGUGUCAAUUGAUGAAAAAACAUAUGCAGUGAGGGAGCAUUAUAAAGGGAAAUCGUUAUAUUUGAAAAUACAUGACACGAAUGGCCUGAAAUUAGACCCAAACGUAAUACAUCCCUUUGUCAGGAUACACAUUAUGGAUAUAAAGUUUAUUAUAAAUAUUCUCAUAUAUUAUUUCAGUAUAUUUUAGCUUCUAUUUAUAGUAAAAAUAAUAUUACAAAAAAUUCUUAUUUAACUAAAAGUUACCCACAUAGCGUGAUAAACUACUAUGAAGGAAUGGGGCAGCUAAAUACAAGCCACGAGUACAGCUCAGGAGAUUGCAGCUAUAUUUAUCCUUUUUCAACACCUCCUUGUGAUAUGAGAAUUACAGGCGAAAAUGACCCACAUUGGGAUGAAGAAUUUAUACUAGAUGAAGACGCAGCCUAUGUCCUUAACCCUAACAAUGUGAUUUUAUUCGAAAUUCUUGACUUUAAUUUUAGACUCAUCAAGCAGAACUCCAAUCUUCUGAGGCAAGACAAAAUGUACCCGGUUGCAUGGGCAUUUCUUCGUCCAAUUGGCAGCACAAAAAUGCAUCUUGGGAUUUCUAACUCCCCCCCCUCCGUGAGUGAACAAAAAAAUUUUGUUCACUCACGGAGGGGGGUUAAUUUUUUUUUUAAAAAAAUUUAUAUAGAAAUUUUUUAUAGAAAUUUUUUUUUUCGAAAUUUAAAACAAUCCUAAUUUGCAAAAAUUUGUAAUAAAUAUUAAUUUAAUUUAUAAAAUUUAUGUUUUUAAAACGCAAUUUGUUUAAAAUUAAACAGAAUUAGCUCUAGAUUUCAUUAUAAUAAUUAUCACUUAUAUAUCAAAAUUUUCCAUUAAAAAUUUUUCUAUUAAAAAAUUUUUUGUUCACUCAUGGAGGGGUGGGUUUUUGGUCAAAAAAUGGGGAUUUUUCUAAUGGUUUUGUUCACUCACGGAGCGGGGGAGUAAGCUGCAGCUUUACAAUUUUAAAUUUAAACCUCAAAAAGGCUUUGGAGAGCUCAGGAGGCCUGAAGUUUACUAUAAUUUUAACUGGUAUAACAAGGAGCUUUAUCCUUCUUUUUUAAGAGUUGAGCUGAGAGUAAUAGAGCAGCCAGAAAGGAAAUUUGUAAGGUAUAUGCCAAUAUCUCCUUUUGAAAGAGAAGAAGGCGAAAAAACCUAUGAAGAGCUAGAAAUGGAAGCAGCAGAGCCAAGAAAACUAAAACUUGGUGGAAAAGAAGAAAUUGAUGCAGAAGCACUAGAAAGAGCAAAAAGACUGACAAAAUGGAGAAGACUGUAUCAAGAAGACUGCAUGAUUCCUAAUAAGCUUGCAUUUAAGUUGCAAGCUAGCAAGCUAGGGUGUUGGAGGUUAUCUUUUUCUCAUAAUGGGAAAUAUUUGGCUGCUGGGUGUACUGAUGAAACAACGGUCAUUAAAAUUUAUCAAGUCGAGGAUGGAGAACUGACACUGACUUUAAGAGGACAUGCAGACUUAGUCCAUGAUUUAGCGUGGAGUGAAGAUGAUAUGUACUUAAUUAGCAGCUCUUCAGAUGGGACGACCAAAAUAUGAGACUUCACAGGGAUCUUCAGAGGUGGAGGCGAGGCUACUGGGUUUACACAGUCUGCCUUUAACCCUGGGACUGCUGAAUUUUUAAAAGUCAGCUUGCAGCAUCCUUCUUAUGUGUACUCUGGGCAGUUCCACCCUGACCAAACCCAUUCUGGCUACUUUAUAAUCGCAACUGCUUGUUUUGAUGGAAAUGUACGGUUUUGGUUUUCCAACCCAGAAUCGACUACCAUGAAUUCUGAGCUCCCCAUUAUCCCUCAGCAGCAGCUAGACUACCAAUAUCUUAAAGAAGAACGUCUAAAAAACCCAACUGAUGCUGAACUAUUAGAGCACCGGCAUCCUAAUACAAUAGUUUUUGAUAACCAAGAAAUAAUGUACGUAGGAGACUCUUUAGGCAUGAUCCAUUUAUUUAGUGUCCAAAUCAGGGAUAAUAUGCUGCAGACUGCAUUAAUUCAUCAAGUCAGCCUUGAUGAGCUAUUAGGAGACCCUAUUAAUACUAUAUUAUUACAGCCUCCUGAAAAAAGAUUUUUACUAGUGCUUACACGUGAUAACGUAAUCAGAAGAAUUGAGCCUGCAAGAGCCGCCCAAGCUGAUACCCACGAUUUAAUAGAUACAAGGUUUUUUGGGGCAAAAAUCGCGAAAUUCGCUGUGAGAAAUUGCAUAAGUCCUGAUGGGCGGUAUUUGUUGUCAGGGUCUGAAGAUGGGAAAAUUUAUUUGUGGGAUGUGGCGACAGGGUAUAGAGAAGAUAUUUCACAUUUAGAAGUAGGGGUGAAGGAUUUGAUUAGUGAUGUGGCAUGGAAUUCGACUUAUAAUAUGAUCGCUGUGGCUGGAUUUGGGUCUGAGCUGCCGAUUUUGAUAUACUGCUAUGAAAAAACACAAGAAGAUGCAGAAAAUGCCCUUAUGGAGCUAAAUAAUCGAGUGCCUGAGGAAGGAAAAGACUAUUUAGCGCCACAAAAAGAAGUUAUCAGCAAUUUGGCUUAUGAAGUAGGAGCCACACGAGAGCUUCCUUCACGGCAGUCAAAUUUCCCACGGUAUUAA
Blepharisma stoltei is the source of this 2886-nucleotide messenger RNA. NCBI's taxonomy places the organism in Eukaryota, Ciliophora, Heterotrichea, Heterotrichida, Blepharismidae. The record is from the annotation of a GenBank genome assembly.